UGUGACUAUUUUAGUUGAAAAAACCACUGUUAUUGGAUUGUACUCAAAAUUCAUUCUCUGAAAGUCAUUUUUGUGGCAGAUGGGUAUCCCUCACUUCCUUGUUAUUCCAUAUCCAGUUCCAGGACAUGUGAAUCCCCUUAUGCAGUUCUCUCAGGUUCUCAUCAAGCAAGGCUGCAAGAUCACUUUUGUGAACACAGAGUCCAGCCACAAAAGAGCAAUUGCUUCUGGUGCUUGGCAAGACAACAACCUCGAUGAAGCACUGAUAAGAUUUGUCACACUCUCGGAUGGUUUGGAACCUGAAGAUGACAGAAGUGACCAGAAGAAAGUUCUUUCAUCAAUCAAAACCAACAUGCCUUCUAUGCUUCCCAAGCUGAUACAAGAUAUUAAUGAUUUGGAUUUGGACAACAAAAUCUCUUGUAUAGUUAGUACCAUGAGUAUGGGAUGGGGCUUGGAAAUUGGACACAAAUUGGGAAUUAAAGGGGCUUUUCUUUGGACUGCUUCAGCAACUUCUCUGGCUUAUCUUCACAGCAUCCCGAAGCUAAUUGGCGAUGGAAUUAUUGACUCUGCUGGAAUUCCCACCAGAAAACAAGAGAUUAAACUCUCCCCAAACAUGCCUAUGAUGGACAUUACAAACCUUCCAUGGAGGGGCAAAGAUAAGAUUUCAUUUAAUAACACUGCACAAGAGAUGCAAACUAUGAAGUUAGGACAGUGGUGGCUUUGCAACACUACUUAUGAUCUCGAACCUGCUGCCUUUUCCAUAUCACCAAGGUUCUUACCAAUUGGCCCAUUGAUUGCAGAUGACACCAACAAAAUCUCAUUCUGGCAAGAAGAUAAAACUUGCUUAGCCUGGUUGGAUCAACAACCACCUCAAUCUGUGACAUAUGUUUCCUUUGGUAGUUUGGUAGUGAUGGAACCAAACCAAUUCAAAGAACUAGCUCUUGGACUUGAUCUUCUUAACAAGCCUUUUCUUUGGGUCAUUCGUCCCGGUACUAUUAACAAGGUAAACAAUGGAUACCCAGAUGAAUUCCAUGGAAGUAAAGGUAAAAUUGUGAAUUGGGUGCAUCAGAAGAAGAUAUUGGACCACCCUGCAAUAGCUUGCUUCAUUAGUCAUUGUGGUUGGAACUCCACCAUUGAAGGUGUUUGUGGUGGUGUUCCUUUCUUGUGUUGGCCAUUUACCAGUGAUCAAUUUGUUAACAAGUCAUAUAUUUGUGAUGUGUGGAAGGUUGGGCUUGGAUUAGACAAGGAUAAAAAUGGAUUAAUACCAAAGGGAAAGAUAAGGAAUAAGGUGGAGCAAUUGCUUGGCGAUGAAGAUAUAAAAGCAAGGUCCUUGAAGCUGAAGGAAUUGAUCUUGAAUAGCAUAGCAGAAGGUGGCCACUCUUCAAAGAAUCUUGAAAACUUUGUCAAUUGGGCAAAGUUAUAAUGCUUGGGAAAAUAGUUGAGAUUGUGGUAAUGAAGUUGGUUGUUUUAAAGAUUUUCAUCUGGUUUUAGGGACACUUCAUUUGGAUUUGGGAGUUGUAAACUUGUAAUAAAACAUUAAAGUUCACCAAAGGUGAAAUAAAUAUCAAAGUCAAAGCAAGAUAAGUGGUUUGAACUGAA
Messenger RNA from Lotus japonicus, 1596 nucleotides. Its product is annotated as UDP-glycosyltransferase 83A1-like. The record is from RefSeq and is a predicted model, not a curated record. The coding region runs from base 80 to 1420 and encodes 446 amino acids. Gene Ontology annotation, molecular function: UDP-glycosyltransferase activity. NCBI's taxonomy places the organism in Eukaryota, Viridiplantae, Streptophyta, Magnoliopsida, Fabales, Fabaceae. The transcript is spliced from 2 exons.